CCCAGCACCGCCCAGAGCUGCUGCCCGCCUGGGCCAGCCGAGGGAGGCGCGGGCCGUGGGAGCGGUUGCAUGGCGGCGGGGGGCAGCGCUGGCGGCGGUCUGCUGCCCUUCCUGCGGCUGCUGGGGCAGCUCAAGAGAAUACCACGGACUGGAUGGGUGUACAGGAACGUGGCAAAGCCAGAGAGUGUGUCCGACCAUAUGUACAGAAUGGCGAUGAUGGCUUUGGUGACUGAAGACAAAAGCCUUAACAAGGACAGAUGCAUACGAUUAGCUUUGGUCCACGAUAUGGCUGAAUGCAUUGUUGGAGACAUUGCUCCUGCAGAUAAUAUCUCAAAGGGGGAGAAACACAGGAGAGAAGAGGCAGCUAUGCAACAACUGACCCAGCUUCUGUCAGAGGAGCUCAGAAAAGAAAUCUAUGAACUCUGGGAAGAAUAUGAAAACCAGCAUACUGCAGAGGCCAAGUUUGUAAAGCAGUUGGAUCAGUGCGAGAUGAUACUGCAAGCAUUUGAAUAUGAAGAGUUGGAAAACACACCUGGCAGACUGCAGGAUUUUUACGAUUCGACUGCUGGGAAGUUUGUUCACCCUGAAAUACUCCAGCUUGUAUCUCUGAUCAACACAGAAAGGAAUAAAAAAAUAGCUGCUGCAUCUCCUCCACAUUCCUGAGGUGCUCCUAAAUACUAUAGCUAUAAUAAAUACUUUGUUUUGUAUUCCA
This is a messenger RNA of Melopsittacus undulatus (budgerigar), 712 nucleotides long. It is a transcript of the gene HDDC2, whose product is annotated as HD domain containing 2. The transcript is spliced from 6 exons. Bases 70 to 663 code for a protein of 197 amino acids. Gene Ontology annotation, cellular component: cytoplasm. Gene Ontology annotation, molecular function: 5'-deoxynucleotidase activity. The record is from RefSeq and is a predicted model, not a curated record. Lineage: Eukaryota; Metazoa; Chordata; Aves; Psittaciformes; Psittaculidae.